Messenger RNA from Acinonyx jubatus (cheetah), 3932 nucleotides. It is a transcript of the gene ITGA4, whose product is annotated as integrin subunit alpha 4. NCBI's taxonomy places the organism in Eukaryota, Metazoa, Chordata, Mammalia, Carnivora, Felidae. Gene Ontology annotation, cellular component: external side of plasma membrane; integrin complex. Gene Ontology annotation, biological process: cell-matrix adhesion; integrin-mediated signaling pathway; cell-cell adhesion. Bases 235 to 3345 code for a protein of 1036 amino acids. The record is from RefSeq and is a predicted model, not a curated record. The transcript has 28 exons. Gene Ontology annotation, molecular function: integrin binding.
GGGCCCGGCGGGCGUGCUGCAUCCCAGAUCAACUCAGAUUGCUCCGCCCGCGGCUGCCCGACUUCCCCUCCCUUCCUCUGUCCCUCCCUUCCUCCCUCCCUCCUUCCCUCCCGCCCGCCGGCGCCGGACACGCUGCACUUCUCUUGGGGCGCUCUUCCCCUUGGCCGACCGUCUCAUCCCGCGCAACUUUGGGACAGCGGCCUUUUGGUGUUGAAUGUUCCCCUCCGAGAGCGCAUGGCUGGGGAAGCGAGGUGCUGGCCGGGUCCCCGAGGGGCCGCCGUCCGGGAGGCGGUGUUGCUGCCGCUGCUGCUGCUGUGCCUGGGCGUCCCGACCGGGCGCCCCUACAACGUGGACACCGAGAGCGCGCUGCUCUACCAGGGCCCCCCCAACACCCUGUUCGGUUAUUCGGUGGUGCUGCACAGCCACGGGGAGAACCGAUGGCUCGUAGUGGGGGCGCCCACCGCCAGCUGGCUCGCCAACGCUUCAGUGGUCAAUCCUGGCGCGAUUUACAGAUGCAAGAUCGGAGAGAAUCCAGACCUGACGUGCGAACAGCUCCAGCUGGGUAGCCCUACUGGAGAACCUUGUGGAAAGACUUGUCUGGAAGAAAGAGACAAUCAGUGGUUGGGGGUCACACUUUCCAGACAGCCAGGAGAAAAUGGCUCCAUCGUGGCUUGUGGGCAUAGAUGGAAAAAUAUAUUUUAUAUAAAGAAUGAAAAUAAGCUCCCUACGGGUGUUUGCUAUGGAAUGCCCCCUGAUUUACGAACAGAACUGAGCAAAAGAAUAGCUCCGUGUUAUCAAGAUUAUGUGAGAAAAUUUGGAGAAAAUUUUGCAUCAUGUCAAGCUGGAAUAUCUAGUUUUUACACUGAGGAUUUAAUUGUGAUGGGAGCCCCAGGAUCAUCUUAUUGGACUGGCUCUCUUUUUGUCUACAAUAUAACUACAAAUAAGUACAAGGCUUUUUUAGACAAAGAUAAUGAAGUAAAAUUUGGAAGUUAUUUAGGCUACUCAGUUGGAGCUGGUCAUUUUCGGAGUCCGCAUACUACCGAAGUAGUUGGAGGAGCCCCUCAACAUGAACAGAUUGGUAAAGCAUACAUAUUCAGCAUCGAGGCCAGAGAACUAAACAUCUUACAUGAAAUGAAAGGUAAAAAGCUUGGCUCCUAUUUUGGAGCUUCUGUCUGUGCCGUGGACCUCAACGCAGACGGCUUCUCAGACCUCCUCGUGGGAGCUCCCAUGCAGAGCAUCAUCAGGGAGGAAGGCAGAGUGUUUGUGUAUAUCAACUCUGGCUCAGGAGCAGUAAUGAACGAAAUGGAAACAGAGCUCCUUGGAAGUGACAAAUAUGCGGCAAGAUUUGGGGAAUCUAUUGUUAAUCUUGGAGACCUUGACAAUGAUGGCUUUGAAGAUGUUGCAAUUGGAGCUCCACAGGAAGAUGGCUUGAGAGGUGCUAUUUAUAUUUACAACGGCCGAGCAGAUGGGGUCUCACCAACGUUCUCACAGAGAAUUGAAGGACUUCAAAUCAGCCAAUCAUUAAGUAUGUUUGGACAGUCUAUAUCUGGACAAAUUGAUGCAGAUAAUAAUGGAUAUGUAGAUGUGGCAGUUGGUGCUUUUCGGUCUGAUUCUGCUGUGCUGCUGAGGACAAGACCCGUAGUGAUUGUUGAAGCUUCUUUAAAACAUCCUGAGUCAGUAAAUAGAACAAAUUUUGACUGUGUUGAAAAUGGAUUGCCUUCUGUGUGCAUGGAUCUAACACUCUGUUUCUCAUACAAGGGCAAAGAGGUUCCAGGUUAUAUUGUUUUGUUCUAUAACAUGAGUCUGGAUGUGAACCGGAAGAUAGAAUCUCCAUCAAGAUUUUACUUUUCUUCUAAUGGAACAUCUGAUGUGAUUACAAGCAGCAUGAAAGUGUCAAGCAAAGUAGCUAACUGCAGAACACAUCAAGCAUUUAUGCGGAAAGAUGUGCGGGACAUCCUCACCCCAAUUCAGAUUGAAGCUGCUUACCACCUUGGGCAUCACGUCAUCAGUAAACGAAGUACAGAGGAAUUCCCCCCUCUUCAACCAAUUCUUCAGCAAAAGAAAGAAAAAGACAGAAUUGAAAAAACGAUAAAUUUUGCAAGAUUUUGUGCCCACCAAAAUUGCUCUGCUGACUUACAGGUUUCUGGGAGAAUUGGAUUUUUUAAGCCACAUGAAAAUAAGACCUAUCUUGCUGUUGGAAGUAUGAAGACCUUGAUGUUGAACGUGUCCUUGUUUAAUGCUGGAGAUGAUGCGUACGAAACGACUCUGCACAUCAGACUCCCCUCCGGUCUUUACUUCGUUAAGAUUUUAGAUCUGGAAGAGAAACAAAUAAACUGUGAAGUAACAGACAGUGCUGGCUUAGUAAAACUCGACUGCAGUGUUGGAUAUAUAUAUGUAGAUCACCUAUCAAGGAUAGAUAUUAGCUUUCUCCUGGAUGGGAGCUCACUCAGCAGAGCAGAAGAGGAUCUCAACAUCACAGUGCAUGCCACCUGUGCAAAUGAAGGAGAAAUGGACAAUCUGAAGCGUAACAAAGUGACUUUAGCAAUACCUCUCAAGUAUGAAGUCAUGCUAUCUGUUCAUGGGUUUGUAAACCCAACUUCAUUUGUGUAUGGACCAAAGGAAGAAAAUGAGCCUGAAACAUGCAUGUCAGAGAAAAUGAACUUCACUUUUCAUGUUAUCAACACUGGCCAUAGCAUGGCUCCAAAUGUUAGUGUGGAAAUAAUGGUACCAAAUUCUUUUGCCCCCCAAACUGAUAAGCUGUUCAACCUUUUGGAUGUCCAGACUACUGCUGGAGAUUGCCAUUUUAAAAGUUAUCAAAGAAAGUGUGCAUUAGAGCAGGAUAAAGGUCCACUGGAGACCCUGAAAGACAUUUUCAGAUUCUUGUCAAAGACUGAUAAGAAGCUAUUGUUCUGCAUAAAAGCUGAUCCAUACUGUUUAAGUCUUUUAUGUAAUUUUGGGAAUAUGGAAAGUGGAAAAGAAGCCAGUGUUCACAUGCAGUUGGAAGGCCGCCCAUCUCUUUCAGAAAUGGAUGAGACUUCAGCGCUCACAUUUGAGAUAAGAGCAACGGCUUUUCCAGAGCCUAAUCCAAAAGUUAUUGAACUAAACAAGGAUGAAAAUGUUGCACAUGUUUUCCUUGAAGGACUACAUCAUCAAAGACCCAAACGUCAUUUCACGAUAGCAAUUAUUUCAAGUAGCUUGCUACUUGGCCUUAUUUUACUUUUAUUGAUUUCGUAUGUUAUGUGGAAGGUUGGUUUCUUUAAAAGACAGUACAAAUCUAUCCUACAAGAAGAAAACAGAAGAGACAGUUGGAGUUACGUUAACAGCAAAAGCAAUGAUGAUGAUUGAAGACAUCUUUCAAAUUGAGAGGACAAGGGACUCAGGUUAACCAAAGAAACUUAAGAUGUUGUUUACAACACUGACUUCUAUGUACUUCUUUUACUCAUGACCUUGUGACUUAUUGGGUCUCCAUGCAAAUGAAAAAUCUACGCAAUGAUUCGUCUUCGAGAGGAAAAUAACUGCAAAGGGAAUAUUUAAUAUAUCCAAAGAGAAUCUUUCAGCUCUUAAAUGGAUAGAAAAACACUAAAGCAUUCAAUUUAUUCAAGGUAAGUAAUCCCUCGAAGAUAUUGCAUCUGAAUUCAAUCAUAUUGAAGAAGUAAACAACUCAUUUGGAGAAGUCUUGGACUUGAAAUAGCAUUCCUUUAAAAGAAAUUAUUUACCAUAUGUGCUUGCUUCAGUAAAAUAAAUUCCAUGGAUAGAUAAUGAUUCAUUUCUAAUAGAUCUUUGAGACUUGUUUGAAAAAUCCUGCUAAAUAUCUUCAGAGAACAUACUUCCAAGAGCUGUUCCUAAAUUUUUGAAUGGAUACAAGAAGACCACUAAUGUUUUAAAAGUGGAUUUUAUCUUUAAACACCUUUAUUUUUAAUACCUUCAUGAUG